AUGACGUUCAAAGCAUUGAUGAAUUUUGGUUCCUUUGAAAAAAGUCCGUUCACGCCCGUCGAUCGUUAUCAUAGUGGAUCGGGUUCUUACCAUCAUAGCUCAAACGGUGGUUAUAAAGGACAUAAAGGUGGUGGAAAUGGAGCUGCUUUGAGCGCUUUAACUUUACUUGCUUUUCUCUUCCUUAUAAACGUUAUGCAACAAUCUCUUCAAGAUAAUAAUUCUACUGCAACAGCAACCACAACAGCGUUGUUUUUACGCGACGACGAGCAGCCAAUCGUAUUGGACGCGAGAGAAAAAAAAGAUGUUAAUAAGAAGAAGGAUUCGGACGGUACACCUCCAAGAUCUCAUGAUAAAAAUUACGUCAGAUUGUAAUCCUUCGAAGUAUUUUUGUAGGAUUAAGAAGGACAUUGUUUCGAGGCAAUAAUGUUUUACAGAUAAAAUUUUA
Vespula pensylvanica (western yellowjacket) is the source of this 445-nucleotide messenger RNA. RefSeq lists its product as uncharacterized. The transcript has 3 exons. The record is from RefSeq and is a predicted model, not a curated record. Bases 1 to 372 code for a protein of 123 amino acids. Lineage: Eukaryota; Metazoa; Arthropoda; Insecta; Hymenoptera; Vespidae.